Molecule: messenger RNA, 2430 nt
Organism: Papaver somniferum (opium poppy)
Lineage: Eukaryota; Viridiplantae; Streptophyta; Magnoliopsida; Ranunculales; Papaveraceae
Exons: 6
Coding region: 1-2430 (809 amino acids)
Source: RefSeq, a predicted model, not a curated record
AUGAGCCGAGGUAUAAAGUUGUCGAGGGAAAAGGAAAGAAGAUACCUCAGAAAGCAUCCAGCAGAUUCUAAAAUUUGGCAAGAGCUCGACGAGAAGCAUAAGUGGUUUGCAAAAGAUUCACGUAAUGUCCGACUUGGAAUUGCAAGCGAUGGGUUUAUUCCAUCUAAUGACCUCAAUGGAAAACCACACAGUAUUUGGCCUGUAAUUGUCGUUCCGUAUAAUUUGCCACCAUGGAGAUGCAUGAAAGAGCCAUUAAUAUUUUUGACUCUACUUAUACCAGGACCUAACAGUCCUCGAAAUGAUAUCGAAGUUUAUCUGAGGCCGCUGAUAGAUGAAUUAAAAGAGUUAUGGGAAAUUGGUGUGGAGACUUUUGAUGCACAUUCAAAGGAAGUAUUUCAGCUUCAUGUUGCGUUGUUAUGGACGAUCAAUGAUUUUCCUGCGUAUAGAAACUUAUCUGGAUGGAGUACUCAUGGGUAUCUAGCUUGUGCUGUUUGUAAUAAAGAUACACAUUCAAUGUGGUUGAAGAGUGGACGGAAGAUAUGUUACAUGGGUCAUCGUCGUUUUUUGCCUCAAAAUCAUGCAUGGAGAUCUAGGGGAAAACAUUUAUUUGAUGGAAAAGCAGAAAAAAAGCCAAAGCCAAAGGAGUUGUCUGGAGAUGAUGUGUUAUUACAUCUAGAAGUCGUCGAGCAGCAAGAUUUUGGGAAGGCGCCGAACACCAAAAAGAGGAAACGUUAUGAUUUUGAGUUAAAUUGGACAAAAAGGAGCACGCUGAUGGACAUUGAGAAGAAAACUAAAGAUACCAUAAGAUCUAGAGCAGACCUGGAAAGAUUGGGUUUGAAGAAGGAGCUGCAUCUAACUAAGAGAGGUAACAAGUUAAUUAAGCCACCUGCAUCUUAUACUUUAUCGGUUCCAGAGAGAAAAAUAUUAUGCGAGUGGUUGAAGUCGGUGAAGUUUCCUGACGGCUAUGCCUCAAACAUUGCUCGGUGUGUGAAGGAAAAAGAUGGUAAGAUAUCCGGAAUGAAGAGCCAUGAUUGUCAUGUAUUUCUACAACGGAUUCUUCCUGUUGCACUGCGUGGUUUCCUGCCGAAAAAUAUAUCCAGUGCAUUAUCUGAGCUUGGUGUUUUCUUUAAGGAAUUGUGUUCGAAAACACUAAGACUGGAAGUACUAGAGAAAAUGGAAAAAGAUGUUUCUGUACUGCUAUGCAAGUUGGAGCAAAUUUUUCCACCAGCAUUUUUUGAUAUUAUGGUUCACUUGAUAGUUCACUUACCUCAUGAAGCUAUUCUUGGUGGACCCGUGCAAUAUCGUUGGAUGUACCCAAUUGAAAGGUAUUUACGCACGCUAAAACAAUAUGUACGAAACAAGGCACGACCUGAAGGUUCCAUUGCCGAGGCAUACAUCAACAACGAAUGUCUUACUUUUUUCUCUAUGUAUCUACAUGGAAUUGAAACACGUUUCAACCGGGAAGAUCAAAAUCACGAUGGUGACUCUGGACAACCGGUUAAGGGGCUGAGUGUUUUCUCAAAUGAUGCUCGACCGCUUGGAGCUGCUAAAAAUGUGAUGUUGGACUUGAAAGAUACCAGCAAAGCUAGAUUUUGUGUUCUGAACAAUACUAAAGAGCUAUUACCGUACAUUGAACAGCAUAUGGAGGAACUAGAAAAGGAAGACCCUCGUAAUGUGGAUAUGAGACAUGAAAGAUAUUUUUCUAAAUGGUUUGAAGAACGGGUGAAUCGGUUGCGAGAAGAGAAUUCUCCUGCUGUUUCAGAUGAAAUAUAUUCACUAGCAGUUGGCCCUCAUCCACGUGUAGUGCGAUAUAGUGGGUGUAUCACUAAUGCAAUUCGAUUUCAUACAAGGGACCGAGAAGUAAACUUGCGAACACAGAAUAGUGGUGUUGUAGUAAAGGGGGAGCACCAGUCUAACUUUGCUGAUUUUUAUGGUGUGUUAACAGAUGUCUUACAGUUAAGUUACCUGUAUGGAAAUAAAGUUUUUAUUUUCAGAUGUGAUUGGUGGGACACCGACAAUAGAAGGAAGAAUAUUGUCACAGAUAGCCAUUUCACUAGUCUUAACUUCUUUCAAACAUGGUACAAAGACGAUUCUUUUGUUCUUGCUGACCAAGUGCAACAAGUUUUCUACCUUAAAGACCUUAAACUGCGUGGAAAAUGGCAUGUUGUUCAACAUGUGAUUCCUCGGAAUGUCUAUGAUGUCUCAGAAAAAGAUGUUGGGACACAACCAAAUGAUGACGAGGCAUAUCAGAGAGAUGAUCACUUCACAACAGAAAACAUCGUCCAAGAUAAUUUUGGAAGUUCAUCAAGUUGCAAUAAGGAAGUUACUAAUCCAACGUUUAAUAGAAAUGAUGUCGCAGCCGAAGAAGUUGAUAUAGAUACUGUUAUUGAUGAUCUUGAAGGUUCUGAGAACUAUAUUGAAGAAGAAUAA